This is a messenger RNA of Arabidopsis arenosa, 561 nucleotides long. The record is from the annotation of a GenBank genome assembly. NCBI's taxonomy places the organism in Eukaryota, Viridiplantae, Streptophyta, Magnoliopsida, Brassicales, Brassicaceae.
GUUGUGCCAUAAUCUCCAAACAUUUUCUCGAGAAUGUUUGUUGAAACUGUGAUUAGAUUCUCUCAUUUCAUCGCCGAAUCCAUCAUUAUCGUCUCCGUCGUCGUCUUCUCUCUCAAACUCUUCUUUAAAUUCGCUUGUUUCCUCGCCAGCCGUUCUUGGCGUCGUUACCGUACAUUCACGGUCCAUCAACGCCGGAGGUGGAGAAAAACCACGGCGGAGGAAAAACAUUCAUCACCGUACUGUACGAUUUGUCUCGAAUAUGCAACGGCAGGAGAAAAGAUGAGGAGGAUAUCGACGUGCAAUCACUGUUUCCACGCUGAUUGUAUCGAUCCGUGGUUGAAGAAGAAGUCCACGUGUCCUUUGUGUAGAGCUGAGAUACCGCCGGUGCCGCCGGGAAAUCCUCUGGUGGCGCUUUUUGUGCCACCCGGCGUGAUUGAGAUGUUCACCAAAGGAAUGAUCUCCGACGCGUAGGACUUUAGCUUCUCUUUCGUCAUCACAAACAUUAAGACAAAAUAUGUGUCGGUUGGAUAUUUUCUUAUCAAAUAAUAUUUACUGUAUAAU